AUGGAUAAUGAUAAUAGUUUAUCAAAAUCAGCAAAAAAACAACAAGAAAUUUUUAAUAAUUUAUUAAGAAAACUUUAUGACAAAUCAAUCGAAGGUUUAACUAAGACACGUCAUGAAGUUAAUGAUCUUCAACGAAGACAUGCAUGGUAUCAUUCAAAUCUUAUUCAAAUUCAAUCACUAAAAUCUAAAAUAAGCAGUAUUCAAGAAGAAUAUGAUUCAAAUAUUACAAAUAUUUUAAAUGAAAUUACAAAACAAAAACAAUAUGCAAAAGAAAUUCUUUUAAAUGCACUUGAUCAACUUGAAUCAGCAGUAAAUACGGAACAAAUAAAAACAUCUAUUCAUUCGUUGAUUCAUCAUAUUGAUUUUUUAGUGGAAAAUAUAAGUAAACAUGUUCAUUUAAUAUCAAUAUUUUCGUCAAUUGGUCUUGGUGGUAUUAUCGCUAUGAUUUUUGCUGCUUUUGCUGGAUCAUCUUUCAUUAGUUUUGCCACAUUGGGAUUUGGAACUGUUGCUAGUGGUGUAGGAAGUGAAAUACUUUUUAAAGAAAAAUUAAAAGAAUUAGAUACAAAAUUAUUAAAUGAUAUUGGAAAAGUGGAAAAUCAGAAAAAUCAACAAAUAGAAAAACUUAAUGAAUAUUUUCAAAAUUUUGAAAGUAAAUUAUUAUCUUGUAAUAAAAAUCAACAAACAUCAUUUAUUAAUAUAAUUUGGUAUGAUAAACAAAUUAAAAAUAUUUUUAAUCAAAAUUGUAUUCAGAUAUUAAGAAAUGAAUUUUCAAAAGAAAACUAUUGCAUAACAGAAUCUGAUAAUGAAAAUCAAUUAAUUAAAUUAAUUACAUCUAAUGUUGAAAAUAAUCUUAUUUUAAUAACAUCAGGUUCAUCGGGACAAGAAAUUCUUUCUCAAAUAGGAUAUUAUUUUCAUAUAAAAGGUAUUAUUAUUUAUUGUAAAGCAGUUCAAUAUCAUAAAACAUGGGCAAAACAAUAUAUAACAUUAAAAUUACAGUCAUAUAAUUAUUAUUUAUCGACAAAACAAAAUGGAUUUAUUAUUCAAAAAUUUUCUGAUAUUCGUUCAGAUAUUAAUUAUCAUAAAGAUAUUAUGAUACAAUUAAAUACAUUAUUAAAAGCAAAAAAUAUAUAUCCAAAUGGUAUUCCUUAUCAUUUUCAAUUGGAUAAUUUAUUAAAAUGUGCUGAGAAAUUUGUUGAUGCUUUAAAAACUUCAUCACCAGAAGAAACUAUAAUACGUCUAUAUACAAGUUCAACACCUUCAUAUUAUAAAGUAGUAAAUGAUAUUCUCAAUUUAUUAGAUGAAGAAUUAAUAAAAUUAAUUGGAGAUUAUAUAAAAGCAUUAAGAUAUUCAUUAAUUAAAUAUUCAGAUAAAUCAAAACGAAUUCCAGAGAAUAAAAAUAUCAAGUUAUAUCGAGGUUUAUGUUUAAAAGAUGAAAAUAAUUUUCAAGAAUUUAAAAGAAAAUUUCAAGUCAAUGAUAUUAUUAUUUUUCCAGCAUUUUCAUCAACAAGUUUAAAUAAGAAUUGUGCAGAAAUCUUUGCUGGUGAGAAAGGUGUUCUUUUAAAUAUUACUGCAGAUUGUACACAAAUAAAUAAGCCAAAAAGUAUUUAUGAAUUAUCAUCUUUCAAAAGCGAAGAUGAAGUCCUAUUAAAUUGCUUUAAUAUGUUGACCGUCAAUAAAAUUACAAAUAUCAAUGACAGUUUUAUGUCUUAUGAAUGCACCUUACAACUACUAUGA
Messenger RNA from Adineta steineri, 1734 nucleotides. Lineage: Eukaryota; Metazoa; Rotifera; Eurotatoria; Adinetida; Adinetidae. The record is from the annotation of a GenBank genome assembly.